AUGUCGUCUCUGGGCGAUGCUGUCAAACUGCCCUGCGGCUUGGUUUUGCCUUACCUCUUUGUCAAGGCUGCAAUGGCGGAGAGGAUAGCCGAGUCAGGGCACAAUCCAACACCCUUAAUUCUUGAUCUCUACAAUCAAUGGGGUCAAGAUGGGUGGGGUGCUCUUCUCACAGGAAAUGUCCAAGUGGAUGUGAACCACCUUGGAACUCCAGGUGACCCUGCUCUGCAUGACGAAUAUACUGGCAAAGAGAAUAACGAAGGUUUGGUUGCGACCUGGGCCAAAUAUGCCCAAGCAUGCCAACAACAUGGGACUCCUGGUAUCGUGCAGAUCUGCCAUCCUGGUCGGCAGUUGUUACGCGGGGCAGGUACCUGUGGUCUCUUUGCGUCGACCAUAGUGCCGAGCGCGCUUCCUUUACUGAUAGGAGAUGGCCUAUUGGACCGAAUCUUUAGCACGAUCACGCAGUUUAUUGAUACGGCUCGAUUGAUGGCGGAUAGUGGAUUCUCAGGCAUUGAAUUACACGGUGCUGAUGAACAUCUAAUUGACGCCUACGGUGGUUCUCCAGAAAAGCGAGCAAACUCCUCUACCUUUGAAGAAACUAUGACUCAAGUUGGACUACUAGUAGAGGCUGGGGUCGACUUUCUCGUAAUAACCGAGCAGAAGAGCGCCAGCACAGCAGUCUGUGAAGCUUUCUUCAUCGAAUUCGCAACUGUAAACCGCAAGCGAUAUCCUAAUAUUUUCCUCAUGCUGACAGGCGGCUUCCGGAGCCGCGCUGCCGCCCAGCAGCUAUUGACGCCAAAUUCCCCCAAUUGCGUCCUUGAUGAGACUGUUCCGGAUGGAAAGGCACAGUUGCUCUUCAAAAAGAUUCCGGCUCCUUUCUAUGCUCGCUUCCUCCCGACGAAGGUCAUAAGUGCUGGGCUAGAACUGACAUAUUACUGUGAGCAAAUGCGCCGGAUAGCUAAGGGCUUGAAGACUACGGUCCCUUCUGUUUGA
Molecule: messenger RNA, 990 nt
Organism: Aspergillus alliaceus
Lineage: Eukaryota; Fungi; Ascomycota; Eurotiomycetes; Eurotiales; Aspergillaceae
Exons: 9
Coding region: 1-990 (329 amino acids)
Molecular function (GO): oxidoreductase activity; FMN binding
Source: RefSeq, a predicted model, not a curated record